CGGCUCCUCCCCCGUGGACUAGCAGGCCUCUCUCUGGUCCUCUCUCGCUGCUUUUCUUCCCGCGGACCCUGCUCCGUGUCUCCUACAUCUGGCGCACGGCUGUGCAGCUGCGCGUGCUUUUCCGUGGUGCGGUGCUUCCCGCGACUCCGAGCUUUCUUCCGGGGCCACCCAGACUGCAUACGGCGUGGACUGCGCCCAGCGCUAAGUUUUCUUGACCCAAAGCCAGUGGACGUGUAGGUGACAGCAGUCCCGGAGGUCGCCAAAGUCGGGGGCACCAUGGAGGAGGCCCCUGUGCGGGAGGAGGAGGACGGGGAGGACGACGAAGGCGCCCUGGCCAAGAGUCCCCUGCAGCUGACCACCGACGACGUGUACGACAUCUCCUACGAGGUGGGCCGCGAGCUGAUGGCCCUGGGCAGCGACCCCCGCGUCACCCGGCUGCAAUUCAAGAUCGUACGUGUGAUGGAGAUGCUGGAGGCGCUGGUGAACGAGGGCAGCCUGGUGGCCGAGGAGCUGAGGAUGGAGAGGGACAACCUCAGGCAGGAGGUGGAGGGGCUGCGGAGAGCCGGUGUAUCCGGAGGCCAGGUGAACCUUGGACCGGACAAAAUGGUAGUGGAUCUGACCGACCCCAACAGGCCCCGCUUCACUCUGCAGGAGCUGAGGGACGUGCUGCAGGAGCGCAAUAAACUCAAGUCGCAGCUGUUGCUGGUGCAGGAAGAACUGCAGUGCUACAGGAGUGGCCUGCUUCCAUCCAGAGAAGCUCCAGGAGGAAGAAGAAGAGAGAAGGAUGCUGUGGUUACCAUGGGCACCAGAGAGAAGGAAGAAAGGACCAUCAUGAAGAAGCUGUUUUUUUUCCGGUCAGGGAAGCACACCUAGAUUGAAGGUCAUGACCAAGGUGGUGACACCCUCUGACUUGAGAAGACAAUUGCCAAGAUGUCUUCUGGAAUGCUCUGGGCUGGUGCACUCGUUCCCCCCUCAGAGUAGUCAAAGGAAGAUGUUCUCUGCUCACUUGCUCCUUGGGGACAGACCUGGACACCCAUCACGCUUUGGCCAGGACAAGUGAGGUAACACCAAGAAUUUCAGAAAGUAAAGGAGCACAGGGCACAGCCACAUCGAGCUUCCACUGAUGGAGAAGACUCUGGCCUAUUCCAGCCUCUGAGAUAGUCUGGUCAUUAACAUGUGGGAAAACACGGAAUUGACUUUGCUGAUACUCGGUGAAUACAUGAUUUUUCUCAUGCAACUUUAUAUGACUUUUGUAUUAAAUAAAAUGGCCUUUAUACUUUGUA
Cricetulus griseus (Chinese hamster) is the source of this 1283-nucleotide messenger RNA. The record is from RefSeq and is a predicted model, not a curated record. Lineage: Eukaryota; Metazoa; Chordata; Mammalia; Rodentia; Cricetidae.